CAUCGCCUGUGUUAAAGAGUAAUUCCAAAUGAAAACGUUUUAAAAAUGCAGAUUUUAUAAACAUGUAUUUUUGAUUCCAAUGAAGGUUUGUAUUCUGUUUGGGUUGGAGAAUAUAUGAGUUUUCCACAGCAAUUGGGAAUUUUUUGACUCAAGUGUAAUGUUUUAAUUGGCGAUCUAAAGCGGACCGUACACGGUCAACUUUAUUGACAUUAUGAUGACAUUUGAGAGCAUAAUGACAGCUGAACAUGGCCGACGACGCAGAAAUCCGGAUUUUCUGAUUUUCGAGCAUCAAUAUCGUGACAUUCCAUAUGGAUGCAUGAUGUUGACGUUUUACCUCACGGACUUCCAGACUGAGUUGCCAGAUAUGCAAGCGCACAUUUAAUUUUUGUUAGUCUUUUUUGCAAUUAAAAUUUAUAAACUACUGAAAUUGUAGGAAUCAUAAAUGGAAGCUUUUGGUUUGGAAAACCGAUACUUUGAAUAGCAAAAUACGGUACUUUUCACGAUACAAAUCAAAACUUCAAAGUAAACUGACAAUGUGAUGGUGAGAGAGUGGAUGAAAUUUAACAACGUUUUAGGAAUUUUUUAACGUUGAACUCGGUCAUUCUUUGCGCUAGUGAGCGGGUUGUGUGUUUCUUCACACUCCGCUAUAAAAUUUGGAGAAUGAGAAGAUCUGGGAAAAUCACAGAUGAAAAAACAUCAUGUGUUAAUUCAAGCUACAGUAGAAUCCCGAUUAUCCGCGGAAUAGUCGGGCAAACUCACCGCGAUUAACGAAAAUCGCGGAUGACCCAUUAAAGGACAAAAAAAUGCAAACACGAAAAGAGAUGUUUCAACAUAAAAACUAUGUUCUAUCAAUACAGAAAUCAAUCAACUAUCCAUCUAUAUAAGGUCGUGUACACCAGUGGCUAAAUAAUGUAAAAGCCAUGACCACAACAAAAGAGCAUGGACCUACCACUCACUAACAAAUUCCGGAAAGGCCUAUUGAUUUACUAUGGAAUUCGCAGUCACGAAUAAUCCGCAGGGCGGAUCACCCGCUCACGGAUAAUUGGGGUUCUACUGUCAUAGUCUCAUUUAUGGAAUAAAAACAUUUGCUUGCAGAUAAAAUAACUUGCAUAUAUUUUCGCAAACUAAAAUAAUCUGGCAUCUCUGAAACUGAAAGGAACAGUCUGUAUUUGUGAAACGAGUAUUAUGAUGUAUUUUUGGGAAGAAAAACCGAAUUCUAAAGUGUAAAUUUUGAAUGAAAAUUAACUUUUACGAAUCAAAUUAGUAUUCUAUGUGAAUGCAAAUCACUUUUUUUCUGCAAGUGGUAAGAAAAUCCCAUACGAAAAUUAUGUCUGAAAUUGACGUUAUAUUGGUGCCUAUUCUGUAUUCCGACGGAUUUCUAUUUCGUUCGAAAGUGAUAUUUCGAUCGUUUUCGAAUUUACCAUUCCCUAUUCCAAUCGUUUUGCUCGUUUCGAACGAAAGUGUUAGAAAAUUUCGAAUAUGCAUCGAUCUGUCAAAAACCGAUAAACAAAAAGAAACACCGUAUUAAAUAGCGGCGAGUGCGAGUUGAAUUUCAGUUAAUUUUUGAUCCUAAGAGAAAUUUGUGAGAAAAUUUUCUCGUUCAAUGGAUUCCGUUUUGUUACCGAUUUUGGCGGAGCAAGAAGAAAUUGGAAUGCCUUGCUACCAUCGGCGAAACCACCGAAAAUCAACCGACUUCAUGAAACUUUCUGAUGAAGCAUUCAUCAAAAGUUUUCGUCUAAGUAAGGAAGCUUUUCGGUACGUUUUAGAGGAAAUUGAGAACUGCCUUACCACAAGGAAAGGUGGUCUAUCCACGGAGGUGAAACUCGCAGCAUGUUUGCGAUUCUUUGCUGAAGGAAAUUAUCAACAUGGAGCAGGGCAAGAUUAUCACAUUGCCAUAGCACAGCCCACAUUUUCCAAGGUGCUGACUGAAAUGCUUAACAUUCUGGAGCGGACACUGUGUAAGAAAUGGAUUUCCCUAAAUAUGACGGAAGACGAACAGCGGCGUGCUAAACUACACUUCUAUCAGAAAACAUCAAUUCCGGGUGUUAUUAUGUGUUUGGAUGGAACCCACGUAAAAAUUAUUCCACCUAAGCUGAAUCGAAAUUUGUUUUUUAAUCGGAAGGGAUUUUAUAGUCUCAACGUUCUGAUUGUUUGUGACGAUCAGCAAAGGAUUCGUUUCGUUGAUCCUACCUUCCAGGGAUCUAAUCAUGACUCUCAUAUAUGGCGUGUAAGCCCUGCAAGAACUCACUUUGAGCAGCUUCACCAAAAUGGUGAAGUUAAUACUAAGAUUCUAGGUGAUGCUGGUUAUCCAUCGGAACCUUGGUUAGUAACGCCAUUCAGAGCAGCGGAGGAAGGGAGUUUGGAGAGCGAUUUUAAUCGCAGGCAUGCCUUGGGUCGUGCUAUCGUCGAGCGGACAAUCGGUUUACUAAAAAAUCGGUUUAGAUGCAUCCUUGGCGCGAGACAACUUCACUACAAUCCUACUAAAUGCGCUCAAAUUAUAAAUGUAUGCUGUGCACUUCACAAUAUAUGCUUAGAAUUUGGUCGUUCUCAGUAGUUAUAAUAUGUUAUGUAGCUGUUUACAUAAUAAACUUUUGUUUAAAUUAAUAUUUAUGACUGUUAAAUUUCAUCUAACUUGUUUGCAAAUGCUCAAAUAAAUAACAACCACCGGAAAAGGAAGUGUCUUCCUUACUUAACUAUGGUUUCGGCAGAAUUAUUUACUCUUAUUCCUGCCAACACUUUGAGAACAUGUCAUUAUCGAUUUCUCGUAAGCAGGCCAAGUAUUCAAAUAACCAUUAUUAAUACUUUUUGCGUUGUUUUAACCCCUUGCUGUACGAUUUAAUUUCCAACAGCACGGCCCAAAACGAGCACUUCGAGUCGUUCCGCUACUCUGCUGAGUGUGGGUAUCUAACAUGGGUGCCCUAUGAUGAGCAAAUACAUGUUGUGUUUAAAAUAAAAACGAAGGAGUUAUUACUACGUACUAACUCGUUCGUUUUUAUUUUAAUUAUAAUAUUCAAAUUAUAUUUUAUAUUUUUAGCUCAUUCAAUUUUUUUUUUAAAUAACGGAAAUUUGAUAAUCUUCAGUUGUCGGUAUCCUCAUCAUAUGCCUGAAGCUAUGUAAUUAUUUCACAUCGAGAAACAACGAGUGAAGUUCAAUGUUGUACGUGAAGGGGUUAAGGAAGUUCCAUAAACUAUAGGCGAAAUUCGUGAAUUUUAAAAAAGUUUAUAUAAUUUUGAUGCUAUUCCAAACAAACUUCAAAGAAAAAAUUAAGUAAGAUUUUUCUUCCAUGGAAAGAUAUAAAAAUACGAUUAGAACUUUUUUCAUUUUUUUAUACUUGAGUUACAAUAUAAAGAUAAAAAAUCAGAUCACUGAUAUUUUGAAACAUUAUUCUAAUGUUCUGAAAUAUACGCAAUCUGCGUUUCAAGGAUUUGUCGCUUGACUAUUGAUUUCUCCAGCGCGAUCUUCUCAUCUCGUGGUUAUGUCGUUUUUGUUCACUCAGAUGUUCUUUGAGUGUGGCAUCCACGGAAAGAAUCGCUCGAGCUGAUUGGCGCUGAUAAUGAACCAGAUCACUCAAAUUCUUGUUUGUGUUUUUUAACAGGGAUUUCACAUUGGUGUGAAAUUUGUUUUGUUGCUCGACUUGCAGCUCUAAUAGCCUCGUGGUAGAAGGUCUGGAUUUUUUCGGCUGAGAGGGCUGGAAGUGAAUGGUAUUAUUGAUACCGUCACACUCGUCGGAAGUACCAUAAUAUAUAAAAUUUUCCUGGUCUGCAGCUUGAGGUUCACCCGAAGGCGAAUCCAACUGUGUUCCAUGAGAUGAGGUACCCGGGAUUCCUUCCACGGUCGCAAGUAACCCAGUUAGUAGAACUGCCUGCUCCUCCAGCUCGGACAAAUUGAUAAUUUUAUUGGGUCCUCCACCUGUCGCCCUCUGCUCCCGUUUGUUGUGAGCGAGUUUUCGCUUUAAUCCGGACUUAGUCCGCCCAAACCUACACAGAAAACCAGGGCAAAAAUAAGACUAUAAACAUAUGUUUCGGAUUCGUUUUAGUAUAUACCUUUUUCCAUCCACUUCCAUCGCGAAUAGGCGGUCCCAAACUAUUGACUUCUGCCGCCAGAUCAUCCCAGAAGGGUCCGGAAUUUCCUCGGGAGAAACCCUUUGCUAUGUCCGGCUCUUGCUCCAGAAGCAGCACAAUCCGCUCGAACUGAUUUUUAGUGGUUGUUUUGUUUUUGUUUUUUUCCCUGUUGAACGUUAAAAUUAAUUUAAAGAAAAAAAUGAUUAAAAAUUAGCUUACAUUUUUGCAGUUCACCGCUCAUCCGCUGCGGAAAUUAUUCACUCCUUCAUAAACAAAGUGGGUUUGACGUUUGGUUUGAUUCGAAUGAAAGAUGUUCGAAAACAAAACAGUCCGAACGAAAGGUAUUCGAAUUUGAAAACACCUCGAACGAAACAGGGAAUGGAAUUUACCAAGUCGUUCGAAAUAUUUCGAAUCGAUUGAAAUACAGAAUAGACACCAUUAUAAUAAUACAUUUUAGUAGGAAUAUCUGAAAAUUCAGGGGAAAUAGGUUAAGUUAAGGUUAGGAAUACGCGCUUCAACUAAUUAAAUAAUACCAAGUAGAUAUUUUCAUUCAAAUUUUACCAAUUGAAAAUUGCCUUUUAGCCUUCUAAUCUGAUAGAGAAUAGUUUGGAUCCCAAACUCAAAUGUCGCCACUAGCCAUCGCGGAUAUUUUCGUUGUCUCGGGUUGAGGGCGAUAUUGACCGUGUAAGGUGGAAAAAUAUUGAUUGAGGUUAGAUCAGAUGUUGAAAGCCUAGCUGUCACGAUAUUGAAGACACUUAUUGUCAAUCCGGUUGACCGUGUAAGGUGCCCAUAACGCAAAACGUAAACGAUCGGUGAGACAUCUGGAUUUUGUUUUUGAACUAAGAAAAUGAUGCUAAUGUAACCUAAAACUCAAAAACAAAUCACGUAUAUUUUACUUUCGUGCUUUCCAGGUACUUCUUACAUACAGGAAUCAUGCAUUUUUCUACUUGUUUUUGAUUGUGCUCUCGAAUUUCCUUCUUUAAUUCAACCAUUGUCAAUAUUUAUACAGUUUUCACUACUGAAAGAGGUAAACAAAUAACAUGUUAUAUAUGAAACUGCGCAGAAUUAAAUUUCUUCAAAAUUCAUCAAAUAAUCUUUUAUGAUUAUAACAGUGUAAUUUAUGGAAAGAACUACAAACCUCCCAUAAACUCGCAUUGCAAAAUUUGAAACCAUCAUCACUUUAACCGCAGCGCCGCCUAGGUGUAGAUUUGUACGUUAGAUCGCCAAUAGGGCCUGUCGAUUUUACCAAGAACAAGAGAAAUAUUUGAUAAUUUAUAUCUCGAAAACUAUGAGUCGUACCGAAAUAGUGUCUUAUGGCGGGUUUACAUUAGGGAGAUCUAUAACUAUAGAUGUAUUUAUUCACCUGAAAAUAGACGUAAACGAGUGAGAAUAUAUAUGAUACACUUCUUCGAGGUAUAUAUGUAUAGAAUGUAUAGAAUAAAUUAAAGCAUAUGUAAACGCUGGUGAAUUUCUCACUGGUGAGAAAUCACCAAAGUUGGAUGCAGUUUUAUUUCAAGUGAAUAAAUUCGCCGAAAAUAUGAAUAUAUUCAUUAUAUAAGUUCACGCUAGUGUAAACGGUUGAUGCGGUUUCUAUAAUCUCAUCAUAUUUCUUCAAACGAAUAUAUUACUAGUCUAAACCCACCCUUAGAAAGAGUUAAAGAGUAUAGAUAUUUAACCCUUCCACGGGUAGUGGCAACUAUAUUGUCUCCAACGCUUUUUUUUUUCUUCAACAAUAAAUUAUCACUUCUAGCCUCUUGCAGUAUCUAGUUUUGACAUCAUGCCUGAUUUUUUUGAGCAUGAAAAAAUAAAGAAAUGUUCAUUUUGGAGACAUUUUCGUGCUAAAAACUCCCAGUUUGGAGCAGCAAGAGCCAUUUUUGUAACGCUCUCACUUCCGCAUGUCCUACAAAUGAAAAUGUUUUCUGGGUGGUUGCAAUACGGGAGAACACAUGAUAGAUACAUAUAUCCUAUGGAAACGUUAACAAAUAACAAAUUGGUGUUGAUGGUUCAAUUAUGACAAUUGCAUGUUUCACUUGAUACAAAUAGAAUUUUAACGCAAAAUUUUUGAACUCCCCUC
Messenger RNA from Toxorhynchites rutilus septentrionalis, 6135 nucleotides. RefSeq names its product putative nuclease HARBI1. NCBI's taxonomy places the organism in Eukaryota, Metazoa, Arthropoda, Insecta, Diptera, Culicidae. Bases 1604 to 2554 code for a protein of 316 amino acids. The transcript has 4 exons. The record is from RefSeq and is a predicted model, not a curated record.